Molecule: messenger RNA, 609 nt
Organism: Lactuca virosa
Lineage: Eukaryota; Viridiplantae; Streptophyta; Magnoliopsida; Asterales; Asteraceae
Source: the annotation of a GenBank genome assembly
AUGGCAGCUGCUGCUUCCAAAUCUAAGAUCAACCGAGCACCGCCGAAGAGGUGUGAGUUCAAGGUCAAGGAAUUCAAGACAAAUUCUAAAUCUCUACAGAAUUUAGCAAACGGUGUAGCCGGAGAAGAGAAGAAAGUUGCCGGAAACAGAAUAGGCAGCAGCGGAUCUUUAACCCCGGUGGAACUCGUCGGAGAGUUGAAACCAGCUUCUAAACAUGGAAUCAAGCAAAACCAACCUAGGAGGGGGCAGAUUAAAAUCAAGAUAUUCAAGAUGAUUGCUAAUUCGGUCCAAAAUUUAGCUGGUAGGGUCUCCGGAGAAAAGAAGAAAUCUGCCGGAAAUGGAGGCAGCGGCGGAUGUUUUAGUUCGCCGUCCAUCGUAAUCCCGGUGGAAACUUUUGGAGGGUUGAAACCAGCUUCCGGGAGUGGAAUCAAGCAAAAGCGACGAGAAAGGGGUAAGAUUUUCAUUACAGUUGCCGGAUCCGUCAUCGAGUUUUCAGAAUCUGGAGAGAAGGAUGAGACGGCCGCCGUCGGACGGUGGUUUAGCUUGGCUACCGGAAUCGUUCAAAUGAAAAUUGUAAAUGGGUGUGAAUCAGAGAAGCUGUGUGAUUAG